This is a messenger RNA of Populus euphratica (Euphrates poplar), 1795 nucleotides long. Its product is annotated as probable serine/threonine-protein kinase At1g18390. The transcript has 4 exons. Gene Ontology annotation, molecular function: ATP binding; polysaccharide binding; protein kinase activity. The record is from RefSeq and is a predicted model, not a curated record. Gene Ontology annotation, biological process: protein phosphorylation. Bases 473 to 1795 code for a protein of 440 amino acids. NCBI's taxonomy places the organism in Eukaryota, Viridiplantae, Streptophyta, Magnoliopsida, Malpighiales, Salicaceae.
UAUAAAUUUUAAUGAAUUUUUAUGCAGCAAUCUCAAAUUUAAGUCUUACAGAAAUUAGGUUGCAAGAAUAUAUGUUUUACCUACAUGAAAAGUAUCUUUCUAACAUUCAGACACCAAUAUUUACUCAGGCCGUCGCGCAAUAAGUAUAAAGCUAUCCAUUUAAGACAUGAAACUCGAAAAUUUUAACAAGAACACAUAAUUUGACUAUGAGGAUUCAAAAUACACAUUAUCUUGCUGACAAAAUGACCUGCCUCCUUGUUUGGACACCUGAAUUUACGUUGAUGCCACUCUCACCAUUCUAAUGGAAGCUUCUCUUCGACAAAAUCUCCAUUGGUCAAAUAAGUACUACCAAUUCUAUUGUAUUGAUCGAGUAAAUAACUCCCACCUAUGUGUUUUCUCCUCUUAACUCAAUACUUGAACAACGUUUCCUGUCAAUCCCUCUGCACAAACACGACUGCUACUCCUUCAGGCCAUGUCUUGGUUUAUCCUACUCCUAACCAUAGCCUUGGUCUGUGGUUCAGCACCUGUGUUUGCUGAUGAUGAUGAGCGAUAUCUGAACUGCAUGAAGUCAUUUGAUUGCGGAAAUAUUAAGGGUGUUGGUUAUCCUUUCUCGGGAUCCGAUAGGCCUGAUUACUGUGGCUAUCCCGGGUUUGAGCUCGGUUGCAGCAACCAAGAUCCGGAGAUCACAAUCAUGCGAUCGACUUACAAACUCCUUGGCAUCAAUAACCAAUCGCGGACUCUCAACGUUUCUAGAUCAGAUUACACAGAAAAUCUAUGUCCUGCUCUCCUUUCCAAUACCUCUUUGAAUCCAAACCUCUUGAAUUACACUUCAGAUCAUGCUGAGGUAACACUGUACUAUGGUUGCCCUAGUCCAAGCGCACCAGCGUUAUCAUCUCAGUUUACUUGCGACAUUAACGACACUGUUAUGAUGGGAUACUUUAUAACAGUCAACCUCUCUGUCAUUAGUAUGACUGAUCCCAGCUUAAUCAGCUACCUGACAACAUGCAACAAUAGUGUUAAAGUUCCUGCCCUUCAAUCAGCUGUUAUGCCAAUUCUAGCCAAUCCAACUGUAGCACAGUUGCUUGAAGCUAUUAAUCAAGGUUUUGAGUUGGAGUGGAGCGCAAAUGAUUCGUUAUGUGAUACAUGCAAAUCUUCUGGUGGUCAGUGUGGGUACAACCAGACCACUACAGCAUUCACUUGUUACUGUGCGGAUCAACCUCAAGGUUUUGAAUGCUCAGCAUCACCACAGGCACCUAGUCAAUCAACAAAGAAGAAGUCUCGAAACAGUCCACUCGAAAUUGGACUUAGCUCAGCAGGUGCUGUUAUUGGUGCCUUUGUGGGAUGCUGGAUGUUGGCCUUUAUACAACGGAGGAGAAGAAAAGCUGCCCUAGAGAAAACCGAAGAACUUCCUAUAGCAACUCCUUCAAGCAAAGGCCUUGCUACCUCAACUAAUCUCUCUCAAACCACCCCUUCUCUUACCUCCUUAAAGUCUGACAUUGAUAAGGGUAGUACCUACUUUGGAGUUCGGGUUUUCAGCUAUGAUGAACUUGAGGAAGCAACCAACUUUUUUGAUUCUUCAAGAGAACUUGGAGAUGGAGGGUUUGGCAUUGUUUAUUAUGGUGUCCUCAGGGAUGGGCAUGAGGUUGCCGUCAAGCGCCUAUAUGAGAACAACAUGAAACGUACUGAGCAGUUUAUGAAUGAAAUUGAGAUCCUAGCCCAUUUACAACACCGGAAUCUGGUGAAGCUUCACGGAUGUACCUCCAGGCACAGCCGCGAAUUUCUUCAGAUUGAUUAG